Ictidomys tridecemlineatus (thirteen-lined ground squirrel) is the source of this 2386-nucleotide messenger RNA. RefSeq names its product WT1 interacting protein (gene Wtip). Gene Ontology annotation, cellular component: nucleus; adherens junction; transcription regulator complex. Gene Ontology annotation, biological process: response to hypoxia; regulation of DNA-templated transcription; negative regulation of hippo signaling. The record is from RefSeq and is a predicted model, not a curated record. Gene Ontology annotation, molecular function: transcription corepressor activity. Lineage: Eukaryota; Metazoa; Chordata; Mammalia; Rodentia; Sciuridae.
AUGCAAGCUCCUAAAGGCGCAUCUGCACGAGAUGCCCAGUGUUCUAGAGUUCUAGAGUGGCGGUGCGGGCGCAGAGCUGUCUGCAUAAGGCUGAGCUUGUUGGGCCCAGCGCCUGAAACCGAGGUGGCCCUGGGAAGGAAGAUGGGAGACGAUGUGGGAAACGUCUGUCUAUUGAAUAAAUUUCUCCAACCGGGAUUGGGGCAACUUUCUCCAGCUCGGCCCUCGGGAAUCCGGAACCUAUUCGGAGGCCCGACGGCCCGGGCGCAGCACAGGCCUCGGACUCUCCGCGGCGCCACGGUUGGCCGCUUUGCCACCGAGGGCCAGCUGCAAGCCGCCCGCCCCAGCGUCCCGCUGGCGGGCUCCGACGGUGGCGGCGGCGGCGGUAGCACCCGCUCCAGCGGAAUCAGCCUCGGCUACGACCAACGCCACGGCAGCCCACGCUCGGGUCGCUCCGACCUGCGUCCGGGCCCAGGUCCGUCGUCUGUGGGCAGUGCCCGCUCCAGCGUGUCCAGUUUGGGCUCCCGCGGCUCGGCGGGCGCCUAUGCCGACUCGCUCCUGCCCGGCGCCUGCCUUGCUCCGGCUCGCUCCCCGGAGCCUGCUGGGCCGGCCCCCUUCCCUCUACCUUCUCUGCAGCUGCCCCCGGGCCGAGAGGGCGGCCCGAGCGCGGCCGAGCGACGGCUGGAGGCGCUCACCCGGGAGCUGGAGCGGGCGCUGGAGGCGCGCACGGCGCGGGACUACUUCGGCAUUUGCAUCAAGUGUGGGCUCGGCAUCUAUGGGGCAAGGCAGGCGUGCCAGGCGAUGGGGAGCCUGUACCACACCGACUGCUUCAUCUGUGACUCCUGCGGGAGACGACUUCGCGGGAAGGCGUUCUACAACGUGGGGGAGAAGGUGUACUGCCAGGAGGACUUCCUGUACUCCGGGUUCCAGCAAACAGCUGACAAGUGCAGCGUGUGUGGACACCUCAUCAUGGAGAUGAUCCUGCAGGCCCUCGGCAAGUCCUACCACCCGGGCUGCUUCCGGUGCUCCGUGUGCAACGAGUGCCUGGACGGGGUGCCCUUCACCGUGGACGUGGAGAGCAACAUCUACUGCGUCAGGGACUAUCACACGGUUUUUGCACCAAAAUGUGCCUCCUGUGCCCGUCCUAUCCUCCCUGCACAGGGCUGUGAGACCACCAUCCGCGUGGUGUCCAUGGACAGAGACUACCACGUGGAAUGCUAUCACUGUGAGGACUGCGGGUUGCAGCUGAGCGGAGAGGACGGACGCCGCUGUUAUCCCCUGGAGGGCCACCUGCUGUGCCGACGCUGCCACCUGCGGCGCCUGGGGCACGGCCCACUUCCCUCCCCCGCUGUGCACGUCACUGAGCUCUGAGCUGGGGCGGGGUGGGCGUGGACGUGGGAGGAGGGAGGGUGGCCCUGGUCAGUGUCCCGUGGGCCCUGCUGCCGCUUCCACCCGCUCCAUCCCACACCCGCCCAGCUGCUGGCCUGCCGCAGGGGCCGGACCCCCGCGUUGAAGCUACUUCUAUUUAUUCACCGUCUGUGCCUCCCCAAGCCACUUCCCUCGGGUGCCCUGCUGCCUCCCACCUGCCCAGUCACCAGCUUUCGGUUCCAGGACUCCCUGUGCGCCUGCAGCCUCCUGGGCUGUGGGUCGCUGGGCAGGAAAGGUGGAAAGGUCCUCCUUCCUUGGCCGGGACUCUCCACGGGGUUUCCACUUUCAUUGGUUCCGAAGGCGCCUGGGACCCCCUCCAAGCGUGCGCCCCGGGGUCGCGGAGGGCACGGGUCGGCUUGUGUUUCCUAAGUGCCUUGCCCGCUGGUGGGUGAGGAGGGUGACUUGUUUUUGUGGGAACAUUGUGGGAUUUGGCCAUGGGGGGCUCGAGGGUGUUUUCAGCCACAGUUUCCCCUGCCCUGGCCCCUGGCUUGGGCCUUGCCCCUCCCCACCAUCCUCAGCCCCCGGCCGGGACCUCGCGCCCAGCUCCAGCCGCAGGUGGGGGCGAGGAGCGGCCGCGAGGGGGCGCACUGCGCGCCGGCCCGGGAAGCUCCUGUGCGCGCGCGCUGUGUACCAGGCUCCACUACAAACGGAUGUGAUUUGACUUAAAUUAAGUUUUUCCUUUGAGGAUAUUUUCAUUUUCUUUAAAAGAAUAUAGUUUUCUUGUAAGAACUUGGACUGGGGUGGUUGUUUCUUAAAAUUACAGCAGACUCACAGAGGUCUUAUUGUAUACCACACAGCUGGAUUUGGGGUGGUAACAACAUUGUCCCUUAACUAUUUUUGUGUAAAUUCCUCCAAAACCUCACAAGGUGUACCUGCAUUUCAGAACUUAGUAGCAAAGGAGGGUAUUGUGUGUCACUGUCUUAAGAGCUGUGACCUCAUAAACUGUGUUUUGGGGAAUGUA